GGGCUACGACAUCGAGGACGCCAUGACUGUAAACAAGUCCUCCAUGGAGCGCGGUCUUGCCCACGGCCAAGUCUACAAGACGGAGUACCUCGACAUCAGGCUUGCCAAGCGCCACCACAUGUCUAAUGAGGUAACGAAUAUCUUCUGCCGGGAUCCCGACAACCCUAAGCUCGAGCAGCACCUGGACGACAUGGGACUGCCCUACCCUGGCGCCCACCUACAGGAGGGCGACCCCUACUACUGCACGAUGGACCUCCGGUCGCGCUCCUACCGCGUGUACAGAUACAAGGGCGAGCCCUGCGUCGUGGACAAGGUCUGGGUCACCGAGGACGUCAAGAAGGAGCGCGAGGUGCAGAGAGUCGGCAUCACCAUUCGCGCUCAGUCUUCUUAUGAAAUUGAUUCUGUAAUACGACACGUGUUCAUCCACCUGAGCGACAACACGGAUAAGUUUCACCUGCUGUGCUACAUGGCGUGUAAACUGUACGCGUACGUGGCGGGCGACACGGCCACCGAGAGUGUAGAUGUAUGGAGUAUGAUGGAGGCGCAGCUGGGGAGCUUCGUCUACCUCAAAUACCUCAAAGAAAAACUACAUGAUGCUCUCCUGGGCAUCAAGUACCAAAUUGUCUUGAAGCUUGCUGAGAACCUACCUGAUUACCAGCUCACUUUAGCCGACUUGAAGAAGUUGUGCAUCCGCACCCGCAAGGUUGGGCCGCCCUUGGAGAGCCUCGUGACUACAGGCAACAUCUCCUCCAAAACUGGCAUCGGCCUGUCCCAGACAACUGGUUUAUCUGUUUUAAUGGAAGGGCUGAACAGGAUGCGUGAUCUUUCUCACCUGCGGGCUAUUCACCGAGGUUCCUUCUUCGUUGAAAUGAAAACUGUCCUGCCUCGGCGGCUUACUGGAGAAGCUUGGGGGUUCAUCUGCCCAGUGCACACACCGGACGGCAUGCCAUGUGGUCUCCUCAACCAUUUGUCGUACAAUUGCACCAUCCCUGCUCACCCUGACAGCAACCCCGCGGGUCUUAUGAAGGUCCUCAAGCAGUACGGGCUCAUCCCCAUGAACGACACGACCCUCAUGAACCCCAGGGCUAAGCUGCACCUUAAGUACCCAGUGCUGCUGGAUGGUCAACUUGUGGGCUUCUAUGAGAGCAAAGACUGCGAAGGCGUCGCUUGCCAACUCAGGAUCAUGAAAACCAGCAAGCAGAUCUACCAGUACACGGAGAUCGUGUACAUCGAGCGCCGGAGCAGCCCCGGCCAGAUGCCCGGACUUUACUUAUUUACGUCGCCAUCUCGCCUCAUGCGACCCGUCGUCAACCUCCACACCAACUCCGUCGAGUUCAUAGGAACCUUCGAGCAGAUGUACCUCAAUGUGGCCAUUAGUGGCGACCAGGUUAUUCCUAAUAUGGGCAAGCAGACGAUGGGCACGCCGCUGCACACGUGGAGCUCGCAGACCCUGAACAAGGCGUACAGGCUGCAGUACCCUCAGGUGCCGCUGGUGCGCAAUGCGCACUACGACAAGAUCGACAUGCACGAUCACUGCAUGGGCUUCAACGCGGUGCUCGCCAUUGUGUCCUAUACUGGCUACGACAUCGAGGACGCCAUGACUGUAAACAAGUCCUCCAUGGAGCGCGGUCUUGCCCACGGCCAAGUCUACANUGUCGCUACUGUCCCCAGCACGAUGGACCUCCGGUCGCGCUCCUACCGCGUGUACAGAUACAAGGGCGAGCCCUGCGUCGUGGACAAGGUCUGGGUCACCGAGGACGUCAAGAAGGAGCGCGAGGUGCAGAGAGUCGGCAUCACCAUUCGCGCUCAGAGGAACCCAACGAUUGGAGACAAGUUCGCAAGUCGGAGUGGACAGAAGGGCAUCAUGAGCAGACUUUAUCCCACACAAGACCUGCCUUUCAGUGACCGCGGCAUCAUGCCGGAUAUCAUCUUCAACCCUCAUGGCAUCCCGUCACGUAUGACAGCAGGGAAGUUAUUGGAGGUAAUUGCUGGGAAAGCAGCAGCGGAAUAUGCCCUAUCUUUUGACUCGACCCCCUUCGGGUUCAGCGACGAAAAACCAGCGGCUGAAUAUUUCGGGUCCAUUCUUGAGAAAGCGGGCUUCAACUACUUUGGAGAAGACACGAUGUACUCUGGAAUUGAUGGGCGGAUGAUGGACGUGAAGGUGUACCAGGGCAUCAUGUACUACCAGCGUCUCAGGCACAUGACUGAGGACAAGUAUCAGGUGCGCUCUACGGGCGCGGUCGACGUAGUCACGCGUCAGCCGAUCAAGGGGCGCAAGAGGGGCGGCGCCAUCAGGUUCGGAGAGAUGGAGAGGGACGCCCUCAUCGCCCACGGCGCCGUUUUCACCCUCAAAGACAGACUCCUAGACUGCUCAGAUUCCUCAAUGGAGUGGACAUGCACCGUGUGUGGUUGCCUGCUGUCCGCUAAACCACUCCAGAUCCCAGGUUCCCAGAAGCACUUCCGUGUGCCGGUUUGCGCGCUUUGUGGUCCGGACGCCAGAAUGGCCAGGUUACAGAUACCGCACGCUUUCAAAUAUAUGGUCGCCGAGCUUGCGAGUAUCGGCAUCUGCGUGAAAUUAAAAGUCUCUGAGAACGCUGAUGCCUAGAAACGAAAAACAUGUCCUUUACGAGCAGACAAUAUUGUAUUCUACGCAUGAGAAAACAUAUCCUCGUGAUUAGUCGCCAAUAUGACAAAAAUUCAGUGCAUUGAACCAUUAUUACGAAGUACGUGCCAAGUUUCUAAAUAUAAGUCGUUGGAAAUGAGAUUUUCAGGUCUUGAGUCCAGAUGCUUAUUGUUAUAAUGUAUUUGAAUUUUCGGUGUAUACGGACAAUGACGGAAUCAAGUCUUUCGUGUUUCUGAAAGUGUAUGCAAGGCUGUGACGUUCUUCAAGAACCAGCAUUAUUCUCGGCGCAUUAUUGACCUUGAGUAUGGAAUAAAAAACUGCCCUUUGC
This is a messenger RNA of Hyalella azteca, 2951 nucleotides long. Its product is annotated as DNA-directed RNA polymerase I subunit RPA2. Gene Ontology annotation, biological process: DNA-templated transcription. NCBI's taxonomy places the organism in Eukaryota, Metazoa, Arthropoda, Malacostraca, Amphipoda, Hyalellidae. Bases 23 to 2605 code for a protein of 860 amino acids. The transcript is spliced from 16 exons. Gene Ontology annotation, molecular function: ribonucleoside binding; DNA-directed RNA polymerase activity; DNA binding. The record is from RefSeq and is a predicted model, not a curated record. Gene Ontology annotation, cellular component: nucleus; RNA polymerase I complex.